UAGUAUUGUCUUGAAUUGUUAUAGAACAUGUUAGUAGUUAGUAAACGCUAUUAAAAGUUAGAGUUAAGUUUUUAGAUUUGAUGAUAAAAUACGCUUCAUUAUUAUAAUUAUUUAUUCAUGUUUAAGUAAUACUAUUAAAUCAUAUUUUACAUGUUAUAUCCCUAAUGGGAGUUCAAAAAACAGAUUAAUGAUAGUGAUUUGUUAACUACUACAUAAAUUCUUACUAAUAAUGAUAACUAUGUCGUGGUUUGAACAUUUUGAUGAGCUUUUAGGAAAUGACUGGAGAACGAAAGAUUGGCCAAUGAUGUCUACAACAGCAAUUCCUAUAAUGUUAAGUAUCAUUUAUAUACUUUUCAUCAAAGUAGUAGGGCCCAAUUAUAUGGCUAAAAAAAAACCUUAUCAACUACGAAAAAUUUUGAUGGUCUACAACUCUGCACAAAUAAUAUCAUGUAUCUACCUUAGCGUAGAGUUUAUGAAAACCAACCCAAAAAUGGGAUGUGAUCCAUUAGACACAUCUGAUAAUCCAAAUGCAUUAUACCAAGCUAAAUUAGUCUGGUGGACAUCUAUUUUAAAAUUGACAGAGUAUAUUGAAACUGUAUUCUUCGUAUUAAGAAAAAAACAGAAUCAAGUAUCAGCACUUCACAUUUAUCAUCACAUAACCACAUACGCGUUAAUAUGGAUUGCCACAAAAAUAAACCCAGGCGGUAUUGUGAGGAUACCAGUAAUAUUAAACUGUAUAGUUCACAUGGUCAUGUAUUCGUAUUACAUGUUAUCUUCAAUGGGUCCGAAAAUACAAAAAAAGAUUGAUAGCUACAAGAAGUACAUAACUAUUAUACAAAUGGUACAAUUUUGUUUUUUAAUUGUCAAUUCGUUAUUUUUCUUGGCUCCCGAAUGCAGCGUACCUAAUAUUUACGGUUUGGUGUUUAUACCUAAUGUUUUUAUUGUAUUCUAUAUGUUUUAUAACUUUUACAAGAAAUCCUAUUCAGAAAGACCUAUUGAUUACCGUAACGGUAAUAGUAACAAGUAUAAAGAAAAACGUUAAUAACACUUAAAAAUUACGUAAAAAACAAAAUAAUUGUCUUUUAAUUAGUUAAUAAAAACAAAUAGGUAUACAUUGUAUAAUUAUAAUAAAAAAAAUGUAGUUCAUUAUUGUAUUGUAAUUGAAAAAAUAAACACAGCUGAAUAAAUUAGGUACUUCAGAUUCAAUAUAAUGUUAUCAAAUCUUAUUUUUAAAUAUGUCCGGUUAAAAACAUGUACAUUAAGUUAUAUAUAGUUCAUGCUAUGUAAAUUAAUAUUUAUUAUUAUCAUAGAUAACAACUUUCAUACAAUUUUAAUGCUUUAAAUGUACACCUAUUAGAUUUAAAAACUUAUUUAUUUUACAGACAAGCGUAGAAGUAAGUAGCCAUUAAAAAGUUGAUAAAGAAUAAUUAUAUAAAUAGUACUUUUUGUUCUAGAAUAUUUUUUAGUACCAAAUUGUAUUCGCGUGACAACUACAUAUUGUUUUUAGUUAAGGAAUGUUAUGUGAUGUAAAUUAUAACUAUUUAGAUUUAUCAUAAUUAAGAAUGCCGUGCUAAUAAUCUUACAUUGUAAGAUACUUAAGGUUCUAAUAAAUACAUUUGUACUGUAAUACGUCUUUCAAAACAUUUUCUGU
Molecule: messenger RNA, 1651 nt
Organism: Adelges cooleyi (spruce gall adelgid)
Lineage: Eukaryota; Metazoa; Arthropoda; Insecta; Hemiptera; Adelgidae
Product: elongation of very long chain fatty acids protein-like
Exons: 7
Coding region: 230-1042 (270 amino acids)
Biological process (GO): fatty acid elongation, monounsaturated fatty acid; fatty acid elongation, saturated fatty acid; fatty acid elongation, polyunsaturated fatty acid
Cellular component (GO): endoplasmic reticulum membrane
Molecular function (GO): fatty acid elongase activity
Source: RefSeq, a predicted model, not a curated record